AUGUGUUGUAAACAAACAUGGCGGCAAAUCAAAAUGAGAAAUAGUAAUUUUCUAAACAUUUAGCGUUUCCAGUGAUAAUACCACAUUUCCAAUAUUGACAGCCCAGUUUUUGAGAAGAAUUACAACAUGGCACAAUUGUGGCAGCAUCCAUAUGUAAAUGUCUUCAAGCAUUUUAAUGUUUCAUCAUGGAAGAAGGCCACAAAAGAAGGGGAUGUCACCUCUUCAAUGGACAAGUCGGUGAAGUCAACAGUGUUGAAGAUUGUUGGAUCAAUUCCUGCUGGCAACUAUAUCCAGUUACCAAAGACAAGCUCUCAGUCCCUGGGCCUCACUGGACGAUACAUGUAUCUCCUCAUAAAACCAAUCCCGACAAAGUAUUUUGUUGUUCAUAUAGAUGUAGCUACACAGGAUAACCUCGUUGUAAGGAUUUCAUUCUCAAACUUGUUCAAGGAGUUUAAAUCGACUUCAACGUGGUUGCAGUUCCCGUUUGUAUGUAAAGCAACACGAGGAACUGUUCAUGCAGUUACUGCACUGACGGGUAAAGAAAACAGUGGUCCAGCCCCUCUGUCUACACGAUGGACAAUUCUUUGUCUGGACUUUCAGUACAUUCUAGCAAUGUAUCUCAAUAGAAAAUAUUCAUAUAUCAAAGGUGUACGCUUGUGUGCAAACAUGCUCGUGAAAAAUAUCUUUACCAGUGAUAUACAGUAUGAGCCAGGUUUGACAGUUGAACAGGUGAAAAGAUCGGGAGGUUUAUCGGGUGUAUCUCCACUGCCAAGAGAGUUGGAUUAUCCUGUGAUGAAAGGGGACAGAUGGCAUGACCUGUAUGACAUGAUUAAAUUCCCAGCUGAAGCCAGCAACAAACCACAUGACACAAUCAAAUCUACUACAUCAGAACCAAGCGUGAAAGCUGUGAGACCUACAUCAGGUGGACCAAAACGUAUAGAGUCAAAGAAGGUUGAUGCUAGCAAGUGUGCCUCAGAAAGGGUUUCAAUGAUUCACAGCAUUACAAGAGAUACUGACAAGUAUCAUCGUAGACGACCAGUGACAUCUGAGCUACCAUCUGUUGGUGUAGAAGAAAUUGACAUGCAGAAGGACAGAGAAGGAGAGAUCCAUGUUUUUGCUCACCCUGACAGUAGUGUUGUACUGCAUCAAGAUGAUAAAUAUACUGGAGAGAGUGUAGUUGGGAGAGUUGAUAAACCAGUGGAUAUACUACCUGUAAAGAAACCUUCAUAUAAGAUACUGGAACCAGAUCCUAUAUUACACCUGAAAAGAAUAAUUGGGUUUGGAGGUAGCUCGUUUAGAGAUGCAUUGUGGACAGAGGACGGACAUUGCCUGAUCUAUCCUUGUCAUGCAGUGGUCGUAGCCAUGAAAAUAUCAAAUGGUCAUCAGAGAUUCUUUAUUGGACAUACUGACAAGGUAUCUGUGAUUGCUAUGACAGGGAACUCUGAGUUAUUGGCUAGUGGUCAAACAGGGCAGCUCAGUGUGGUUAGAAUCUGGAGAGUAUUGACUGGGGAAUGUCUGGCUCUUUGUAAAACACACGCACAUUCUUUAUCAUGUCUGAGCUUUUCCCAUAAAGGCAGUAUCUUAUGUGGGGUUGGAAAGGACAACCAUGGAAAAAAUAUGGUUGUGAUAUGGAACACGAGUAAAGUGAGCAAGACAAGGGAGGUAACUGUGAUGGCCAAAGCACAUACUGAUGUGGAUAUCUUCAGAAUGAGAGUAGCAGUGUUUGAUGAUACAAGAAUGGUAUCCUGUGGCCGAGAUAAUAUACGGUUAUGGAGAGUUAAAGAAGGAUCGCUGAGAUCGGCUCCCGUCAAUCUAGGGGAGUAUCACAACAUUGAGUUUACCGAUGUAGCCUUUGAGGCGGGCUACCACACAAACAAAGAUCCAGCAGACAGAAUUGUUUAUGCAUGCAGCAGGUCAGGCCAUAUAUUUGAGAUAGACAUUAAAAAAGUUUGUGUACAGCAUGUAAGGAGACUUUUACCUAAUGAGUCAAGGUCGGACAAAGAUAAACAAACAUUCAGAUCAGGUCCUGGUAUUGCCAUCAACUGUAUGUCAAUCAAUGAAACAUUUUGUGUGACGGGAUCUGACGAUGGAUUUAUGAGGCUGUGGCCACUGGAUUUUGCCCAUGUAUAUCUGGAAGCUGAGCAUGAGGGACCAGUCACAGCUGUAGAUUUCUCUUCGGAUGGUCUCAAGAUUCUGGCUGGAACUGCCCAGGGAAACCUUGGUAUGUUAGAUAUAACGUCUCGAGGAUAUACAACAUUUAUGCGUUCACAUACGGGCAGUAUACGGAGCGUAGCUGUAGAUCCAUACAGAAAACAUAUAGCUACAGUGUCAGAAGACAACACAAUCAGAGUGUGGGAUUCUGAAACUUUACAGCAGUUGUAUGACUUCAGUGCUCCAAAUGAGUGUCCCUGUACUAUCAGCUACCACCCAUCGCGGCAGAUCUUUGCUUGUGGAUUUGAGAGUGGUGUUGUACGAGUGUUCAAUGUUCAAACAACAAGUCUGCUGGCAGAACACAAACAGCACAGAGGGAAGGUGACAGGUCUCUCAUUCAACCCUAAUGGAGAUUAUCUGUACAGCUCAUGUUCUCUCGGCUCUCUGGCCAUGUAUGAUGCAUCAUCUGACGGCUAUCCACUCCUACGUCUCCUUGGUAACACAGUUGCCCGGGGAGAGAGGUACUGCCCUGAUGCCCUCGCUGUGAGUCCUGAUGGAAGACGUGUAGCAUUUAUAGGGCCGUCGGAAUACACAGUCACCAUUGUAGAUUCUAAGUCCUUGGAUGAGACAAUGAGGAUUGAUGUUUCAAGUGUAGGGCAGAGUGGGAAAUCAAGGAUAGACACUGCAGCAAAAAUAUACUAUUCUCCAUUGAAAGUCAGCCAUCUUCUGGUUGUCACUGGCAACAAUAAACUACUCAAGUUUGAGGCUAAAACUGGCAGAAUACUUUCUGAGGUUGACCACAUACACAAGAAUGGAUGUUCCUCAAUAGCCCUGACAGAUAAUGGUCAUUACCUAGCAACAGGAGGUGACAAGGUCAUCAAAGUGUGGGACUACAAUAUGAGAUUAGAUAUCAACUUUCAGGUAUUUAUAGGGCAUUCAGAGAAUGUGUCAAGGAUAAUAUUCACACCAGACAGUAAGAACCUGUUGAGUGUUGGAGAAGCACUCUAUCUAUGGGAUUUUCUAGCAUACAGACCUCCUUCACCAUCAGAAGGACGUGAGUAUAGAGAGAAGGACUAUCUAACAGGCCACACAGACAAGCCAACAACUGUCUCAUUCAGAGAAAACCAUAAUGCAUGUAGUCCUGGUCGAGAAAGUCUGGGAGAAUCAUUCCUUGACAUGCCACGACGUACCCCACCCCGUCCAGCACGAGAAGAUUCUCCAGGAAGGAUAGGAGACCUCAGUUCCAUCAGAAAAUUCCCAUAUGAUGAUGAUAUAGAAUCAGUUUCAUCAGAGAAGGAACCUGUCUUAGCAGCUGCACUCAGACAGCAAGAGAGAAUUUCUAACAACCAGUCUGACGAUGAAUACUUAGAACCAGACAAUGAGAGUGAGGCAAUAACUAAUGGCCAGUAUGGUCAGCAAUUUACACGACACACCACCCCAUCAAGGAUGCCAUGUAAGCGGGCAGCACCUAUGGGUAUGACACCCAGAAAGAAACACACAGAGGCAGAAAUAACUAAACCUGGAGCAUUUAAACAUUUUGUUCAGAGAGAGAAAAAACAUGCAAUGGCGCAGAGAAGAUAUACAGCCCCUCCAAAUCAGGCUGGUAUCAGACUUAGGUCUGUUAUAGGGUAUAAUGGUAAUGCCAGAAACAACAUGGUCUGGCAUCCGGAUACUGGUCUGUUUGUAUACACAACUGGUAACACCAUUAUUAUAGAAGACCUUAACAACAGUUCACAGAAACACCUGGCUGGACAUGUAGAGGAAAUAUCAACUUUAGCACUGCAGAAUGAUUGCCAGACACUAGCUUCAGCCAGUGGUAGUUUUGAGAUGUCUGGCAGUCAGAUAUGUAUAUGGGACCUGCAGUCUCUGGUUUGUAAGAAGGUGUUGUCCCAUCACGAGUUUGAUAUUGUUUGUUUGGCUUUCUCCAGAGAUGAUAAAUUUCUUGUCUCUGUUGGGGACUAUAGAGAUUGUACAAUAGUUAUCUGGAGUACACAUAAUUACUGUAUCCUGACUACAUCAAAGGCAGCUAGUCCAAUCCAUGACCUACGUUGGGAUCCAUACACAGUGAACGAGUUCUCGUCCGUAGGCCAAAAUGGUACAGUAUUGUUCUGGUUACUGGAUGAGACGACAUCAAACAUCUGUCUCAAUGUGCAUGAAGGAGAGGUGCCAGAUGAUCUUCUUUAUGUCAAGGGAUCUGGUGUGAAGAAAGAGUGUGUAGAGUUUACAUGUAUUGUGUAUGCUGGGGACAGCACCUUAUACACGGGAACCAGUAAUGGUAAAGUUGCAGCCUGGGAUACCAACAACAACAGCUGCUUUAUGCACUGGGAAGCUGAUAGCUCAGAGAUAGAUGUGAUUAUAAACAGAGGUAAUUUACUGCUGACUGGUAGUGAGGGAAAGAAUGUGCGGGUGUGGUCAGUGGUGGGUGUAGGGGAAAUGAGGCUCCCUGGGGAAAUGUAUAACAUGCGCACGGGAGGUCUGACCAUGGAAGACGAGAUGAAUUUAGACGGUGCUAUAGUAUCUGCUGCAUUUGAUGAGGCCAUGGACAUGGGUAUUGUGGGAACAUUGGCUGGUACCCUGUGGUACAUUAACUGGGGUGAGAGAACAAGUAUCAGACUGGUAUCCAGCCAUAUGAACAAGGUAAAUGGAUUAUCACUGUGUAACAAUGAACUGUUGGCAUCUUGUGCUGAUGAUGGUAGUUUACGAGUAUGGGCUAUCAGUGACAGGGAACAAGCACUACAGUUCCAAGUCAAAGAUCAGUCAUGCACUUGCCUAAGUUUUGCUCCCAUGUCAUCAGUAUUGUUAAACCGGGUAAACGGGUCAUCAGAUAUAGCUGCCACCUCAUAUCAGAAGAAAGAUCAGUUACCAAACAUUGCCGCUGGUUACAGUGAUGGUACGGUGCGGAUGUUUGAUGUCAACAAGGUAGAGAUGGUACUCAAGAUGCAUCCACACGCUGUUGCCGUGACUGCCAUCAGCUUCUCAUCAGAUGGUACAAUGAUAAUCUCAGGUGGGAGUGAUGGUUUGAUAGCAGUGAGUAGUCCUACCACAGGUAUGACGGUCAGAGUGAUUAGUGACCAUAAAGGAGCACCUAUAACUAAUAUAGAUGUUACCAAUAAACAGGACCAGGAUGUUGGAGUAUCCGCCCCUCUGCUUUGGUUGGCUACAAGUGCAGAUAGGCGUGUCAGUGUGUGGAGUGCUGAUUGGUCGAAAGAUUUCUGCGAGCUUGUUGAUUGGCUGACAUUCCCAGCACCAGCAUUUGGUCCUGAUGGUUCUGUACUGCCAAAGGAUGAUCAGGCUGUAUAUAGUCAACUGCCACCAAGUAUUGCCAGAUUCUCCCCUGAGGAAUCAGACAUCAUUGUGUAUACUGGGUAUGGUAUGCAGAAAAACAUGCAGUUUUACAGUCUGUCACAGAGAAAGGUUUUGAGAACUUUAGCAUUAACUCACUGGUGCCGAAGUUUAGACCUUGUUGCCGAGUGUCCUUUAAUAGCUAUUGGAGCUAAUGAACGUCUGUUGAAACUACUAGACUAUUUUGAGGGCAGUUUUCAGGACUUUAUUGGACAUAAUGAUAGAGUGCAGGCUGUGAAAUUCUCACCAGAUGGAAAAUACUUAUUCUCUGCCUCACAUGCUGAAAUAUUCAUCUGGGAUGUUACCCUGUGAUAGUUUAAAUGUUACUCUGGGAUGAUACACUGUGAUAGUGUGAAUGUUACUCUGGGAUGUACUCUGUGAUAGUGUGAAUGUUACUCUAGGAUGUACUCCCUGAGACACAUCUAAUGUUACACACUGGAAUUUCUGGUAUUACAUUUUAUGUUUAUGGGAUGAUACACUUGUGUUGUAAGCUAGAAAUGAGAAAAUGUGAAAUCCAUCUCUUGAUGAGUAAUGGGGUCACAAUGUUCAAGUAAAAAUUAGGGAAAGUUCACUAAUGGGGUGACAUAUUUCUUGUUGAAUUACUGAAUUAAGAAGGCUUGAAAUAUUAAAUGUUAUUAUAAAUCUUCAACAUCAUGUUGAUCAGAACAUGAAUCAUGUGGUCACAGAAGCUUGAACACAUCAUAUAAAUGGAAUAAAGCAAAAAAUGUGACAUUUAUGGGAAUGAUGGGGAUACAAAGUCAAAAUUUGAUGAAAUGUAAACCUACUAUGUGACAUGAAUCCUGUGAGGAAUAAUGACACAGCCUGUAGCUAGAAAAUACUACAGGGUGAGGAAAGCAUGGCAUUUUUAGUACUUCCUGUACAAAAUAAGGCAUUCCAGUAUUCUGUGAUAUGUUGAGUGCUAGAGUGACUACUUAAUUCGUGCCUAUUGUAAUGAAAUUAUCAUCUGAAAUGUAUUUGUAUUAUUGGUGUUAGAAAAAUUGUGCUUGUUGUAAUAUCUUCUACAGACUAGUGGUUCUAAUGAAACAAAGCCAAAUGUUUAGUCACUUAACACAGAAGUUAUACUUGAAUUUAUCAUCUGAAAUGUAAAUGUGUUCUUGGUGUUAGAAAAAUUGUACUUUUUGUAAUAUCUUCUGCAGACUAGUAGUUCUAAUGCACACAAAGCCAACUCUUCAGUCACUUCACACAGAAGUUAUCCUUAAACUAUAAAUUCAUAUUUUCAGUUCUAACUAAACCCAUAUCGUUUUCCAAUAAAUCAUUGAAGACUGAAAGUGUGACAUUAUUAUGGGAUAAAAUCAGUUGGUACCAGUAUGUCACAGUAAUUGUGUCAUAGCGUUGCCCUCAAAAUGAAUUGGACACAAUACAGGCAAUUUUUUUAUAGAUUUGGUUGAGGAUGUAAAUAGAUAUCCAUGAUAGCUUGUUAAAAUAAAACAUUACUUAUUUCAAUAGUGAUUUUAUUAUUGAAUAAUCUUUGUUGUUCAGAUUGUGGUUGCACCCUUGUGAUAUAUUUUUUUUCGCACAAAGAUUUUAUUUAAGAAAUAAUAAGUUCCCCGAGUGUGGUUUAUCAUCUAUAUUUUAUUAUAACCUGUGCUUUGAGUUCUUAUGCAUAAGAAUAUAUCACGAAGGCCGUAGGGUUGAGAGAUACAUUGUUUAGCAUAAGAACGAAAAAAUGGUAACUACUUUUUACGACAUGAACUACACUUGGUGCUAUGCACCUGGAUUUGGGGGUUGAAAUUUUCUCCAUGUAUUCUCCCCAUUGCUUCAGGAUUGCAGCAAAUAAAGUGUAACAUGGCCAUCAGACCGUUCUUCAAUUACCCUCUAGUCCCGAAAAUCAUGGUGAAUCUCGCAGAUUGUUCCCGUACGCACCAGAUUUGUUGUUUGUGCCAUUUUGCAGCCGAACUUUGUUGUUGUUUUUGUUAUAUGUGGAUACCACAAGUUUUACGCUAGCAUUUACAAACAUCAUGUGUCCUUCAUUCAUAAAAGAAUUGCACAUAGGGGUUUGGCGGUAAUCGGAACAGUGAAAACAAUUCUUUGCACGCACAUGGGUUAUUGCAAAAUAACCGUAAUUUCAUUUUCUUCUCUGUGUAUGUAGGUUAUUUGUUGGUCGUGUUAAAAUCAAUGAUAAAAUCACUGUUAGGAAUGAAUCAUUUCUUAGAUAUAAGACUUUAGUCUAGUAUGUAUAUGUAGCACUAGAUUUUUUGCCAGCAUGACAUUUUUCAUCAGAUAGAUUGUUAUUUCUUAUACAAAUUGGUAAUUUAGCAAAUGCAUGCAUUUCUAAACUUACAGGAAUAUUACUACAAGUGUCCUUUAAAAUCACUAGGGGAUUUAUAAGGAUCCUACACAUACACAGUUUUCAGGAGAGGAGGUGUUGAUAUUGUAAUUGCAAGAAAUGUUUGGCUCUAGGAUAGAUUUCCUAAAUAAAACUGCUCUUUUUCAGUAUAAGAAAUUUAGCUGUAGGUGGAAAUGCCAAGUACUCUUGUAUGUAUUUUAACCUUACAGCCCGAAUUUCUUAUAUGAUCAAUUGAAGUUUGAAGCAGAUCUGUUCUUGAAGAAAUUGUUUAUCUAUGUUUGUGUACAUUAUACCUGACGGAAGAAUAAUUGGUCUGUUGUAUUUAAUGUUAGAGGAAUAUUAUUGUAUUAUGUAAGAAAUAUUACAUUGUAAAUUUAUAGUGAGAAAAUCUCAUACUUUCGAAUGUCCGUCCAUUAAUUUAUUGAAUAUAUGCUAAUUUAAUAAAGCUAGAAAAAUCAA
Messenger RNA from Mercenaria mercenaria, 8260 nucleotides. Its product is annotated as WD repeat-containing protein 90-like. Gene Ontology annotation, cellular component: centriole. The record is from RefSeq and is a predicted model, not a curated record. The transcript is spliced from 39 exons. Gene Ontology annotation, molecular function: protein binding. Bases 127 to 5805 code for a protein of 1892 amino acids. Lineage: Eukaryota; Metazoa; Mollusca; Bivalvia; Venerida; Veneridae.